This is a messenger RNA of Capsella rubella, 502 nucleotides long. RefSeq lists its product as uncharacterized. The record is from RefSeq and is a predicted model, not a curated record. Lineage: Eukaryota; Viridiplantae; Streptophyta; Magnoliopsida; Brassicales; Brassicaceae. The transcript has a single exon. Bases 47 to 358 code for a protein of 103 amino acids.
UAUCAAACGAGAGAAAAUUCCAAGAGUUGUUUUAUAAUUCAGAGACAUGGUAAGAGGUUCAAGAACAGGUUCUUCAGACAUGAGCGCUUGGUGUUCUGCUGUUGUGUUGUUGUCUUUGAUACUUUUGUUAUCCGUUCGUGAGAACAACGCUUCUAACUCGAUCAGAGGUUCUCAAUUCUCAGCGAAGCCUUGCGAGGAGAUUUACGUCGUCGGAGAAGGUGAGACGCUUCACACCAUCGGAGAUAAAUGCGGCGACCCGUUUAUAGUUGAGCGAAACCCUCAUAUCCAUGACCCUGAUGAUGUCUUUCCUGGUCUUGUCCUCAAAAUUGCACCUUUUUACUUCUCCAGAAAAUUGUAAGAAAUAUUAACAAAUAUAUACGUUUUUUACUUUUUUUUUUUCUCUUUUAAUUUUGUUUGAAGCAUACUUUUUCCUAUGUAAAGUAUGGAUUUAUGUAUAUACUAAAAGGAUUCCAUAAUAAAUAACACAGAGAUUUCAAAGAAA